Molecule: messenger RNA, 1407 nt
Organism: Orycteropus afer afer
Lineage: Eukaryota; Metazoa; Chordata; Mammalia; Tubulidentata; Orycteropodidae
Gene: WARS1
Product: tryptophanyl-tRNA synthetase 1
Exons: 10
Coding region: 1-1407 (468 amino acids)
Biological process (GO): tryptophanyl-tRNA aminoacylation
Cellular component (GO): cytoplasm
Molecular function (GO): ATP binding; tryptophan-tRNA ligase activity
Source: RefSeq, a predicted model, not a curated record
AUGGCGGAUGUGGCCAACAGCGAGCCCCCUGCCUCCCCGCUGGAGCUGUUCAACAGCAUAACUGCUCAGGGGGAGCUUGUGAGGGCCCUCAAAGCCGGAGAGGCCUCCGAGGAUGAGAUUGACACUGCGGUAAAGAUGCUGUUGUCAUUGAAAAUGAGCUACAAAGCGACGGUGGGAGAGGAUUACAAGGCCGAUUGCCCUCCCAGAAACCCGGCCCCCGGACCCGAGGAGGACUUUGUGGACCCGUGGACGGUGCAGACGAGCAGUGCGAAGGGCAUUGACUACGACAAGCUCAUUGUGCGGUUUGGAAGCAGCAAAAUUGACAAAGAGCUAAUCAACCGGAUAGAGCGUGCCACCGGCCAGAAGCCGCACCGCUUCCUGCGUAGGGGCAUCUUCUUCUCGCACAGAGAUAUGAAUCAAGUUCUUGACGCCUAUGAAAAUAAGAAGCCCUUUUAUCUGUACACGGGCAGGGGCCCCUCUUCCGAAGCCAUGCAUCUCGGUCAUCUCAUCCCAUUUAUUUUCACAAAGUGGCUGCAGGAUGUGUUCAACGUGCCCUUGGUCAUCCAGAUGACGGAUGACGAGAAGUACCUGUGGAAGGACCUGACCCUGGACCAGGCCUAUGGCUAUGCUGUGGAGAAUGCCAAGGACAUCAUCGCCUGCGGCUUUGACAUCAAUAAGACCUUCAUAUUCUCGGACCUUGACUACAUGGGGAUGAGCCCAGGCUUCUACAGGAAUGUGGUUAAGAUUCAGAAGCAUGUGACCUUCAACCAGGCAAAAGGCAUCUUCGGCUUCACUGACAGCGACUGUGUUGGGAAGAUCAGCUUCCCCGCGAUCCAGGCCGCCCCCUCCUUCAGUAGCUCCUUCCCACAGAUCUUCAGGGACCGGACGGACAUCCAGUGCCUCAUCCCCUGUGCCAUUGACCAGGAUCCUUACUUCAGGAUGACGAGAGACGUGGCCCCCAGGAUUGGCUACCCGAAGCCCGCCCUGCUGCACUCCACCUUCUUCCCCGCCCUGCAGGGGGCCCAGACCAAAAUGAGUGCCAGUGACCCCAACUCCUCCAUCUUCCUCACAGACUCAGCCAAGCAGAUCAAGACCAAGGUCAACAAACAUGCGUUUUCUGGAGGGAAGGACACUGUGGAGGAGCACAGGCAGUUUGGGGGCAACUGUGACGUGGACGUGUCCUUCAUGUACCUGACCUUCUUCCUUGAAGAUGACGACAGGCUUGAGCAGAUCAAGCAGCUUGGUGCCCAUCGCUGGAGCUACGUGGUGCAGGGGGAAGCUGGGGUCUUGGAAGCAGACACCAAUCCCUUCCUCACCCCUGCCUUGUGGUGUGACCCCUGCUGGAGCCAGCACCCUCAUCAGAGGUCGGCCCACGCCGUGAGGGCUGUCGGAUGCCCGGCUCAGUAG